Messenger RNA from Alternaria atra, 1062 nucleotides. RefSeq lists its product as uncharacterized. Bases 1 to 1062 code for a protein of 353 amino acids. The record is from RefSeq and is a predicted model, not a curated record. The transcript has a single exon. Gene Ontology annotation, molecular function: oxidoreductase activity, acting on the CH-OH group of donors, NAD or NADP as acceptor. NCBI's taxonomy places the organism in Eukaryota, Fungi, Ascomycota, Dothideomycetes, Pleosporales, Pleosporaceae.
AUGUUCAAUCCGACAACAUCCCGCCUGCCCAAGGGAAGUACCAUCUUCGUCACCGGUGUGACAGGAUAUAUUGGGUCCUGGGUUGCGUAUGAAGCUCUCAGUCUCGGGUACAACGUUCGUGGCGCAGUUCGCUCCCUUGAGAAGGCCACUUGGCUUCAGGAUCAUUUCGAUUCUACCUUUGGCCCAGGACGUUACUCUCAAGUCUCCCUUUCCGACUCAUCCGAUUUGGUUGGCUUUGCAGAGGGUAUAAAGGGUGUAUCGGGUAUCGCUCACGUUGCAGUCAACACGGCGCGCUCGACUGAUCCAGAGCCUUACAUUCCCAACAUGGUGAAAGAAACUGUAGGCAUUCUCAAGGCUGCUCAAGCAGAGUCCACUGUUCGAUCUGUCGUUUUCACGUCCACUGCCUUGGCUGCUUCAGCUUGGGGUGCUAAAGGCAAGCUCAUAGAGUGGCAGUAUAACGAGGACUUUAUCGGAUAUGCCUAUGACCCAAACUUUCAGCACCCUUCCAAGGUUUUCAUAGUGUAUGGUGCUGCCAAAGCGAUAUCAGAGAAGGCAGCAUGGAAGUACAUGCAAGAGGAGAAGCCGCACUUCAGUUUCAACACCAUUCUCCCGAAUGUCAACUUUGGACCUUCGCUAGUCUACGAAAAGCAAGGCUAUGGCUCCAGUGGAAGGUUUCCCAAAGCUGUCUUCGACAACGAUGAAUCCAUAUUCAAGAGCGUGUUGCCGAUGUACCACAUUGACGUUCGCGACGAUGCGAAGCUGCAUGUUGCUGCCCUCGUCGAUCCGGAGACCGCUGGCAGACGGCUAUGGGGAUAUGGCGAGCCCUUCCACUGGAACGUAGUGCUCGGGAUCUUUCGCAAACUGUGGCCUCAGAGAAAGUCCCUCGACGACUUCCCGGGAUUAGAGCUAGACGAUAGCGAGCCGCCGACUGAGGGCGCACUCAAGGCGCUGAAGAAUGUGUUCGGUCAAGAUGGUUGGACUUCCCUUGAGACGUCUCUUAAGGAUGCUGGUCUUGAUAGGGAGCCGCCAGCCGGGUCAAAGAAGAUGGACAUUUUCAAUUGA